Molecule: messenger RNA, 1927 nt
Organism: Mesoplodon densirostris (Blainville's beaked whale)
Lineage: Eukaryota; Metazoa; Chordata; Mammalia; Artiodactyla; Ziphiidae
Gene: PHGDH
Product: phosphoglycerate dehydrogenase
Exons: 13
Coding region: 127-1776 (549 amino acids)
Biological process (GO): L-serine biosynthetic process
Molecular function (GO): phosphoglycerate dehydrogenase activity; NAD binding
Source: RefSeq, a predicted model, not a curated record
AGAUAAGGGGGAGCGGGAGAUCGCGAAUCCUGCCCAGUUACACGAGCCAGCCAGCCGGAACAGCAGCUUCUCCGUUUAGGUGUUUCUUCCCAGGGAGAGCUGCCGAUUCCGAGGCCGACUCCAGCAAUGGCCUUUGCAAAUCUACGGAAAGUGCUUAUCAGUGAUAGCCUGGACCCUUGCUGCCGGAAGAUCCUGCAAGAUGGAGGGCUGCAGGUGGUGGAGAAGCAGAACCUGAGCAAAGAGGAGCUGAUAGCCGAGCUGCAGGACUGCGAAGGCCUUAUUGUCCGCUCGGCCACCAAGGUGACCUCUGAUGUCAUCAACGCGACCAAGAAGCUGCAGGUGGUGGGCCGGGCUGGCACAGGCGUGGACAAUGUGGAUCUGGAGGCUGCAACAAGGAAGGGCAUCCUGGUCAUGAACACCCCCAGUGGGAACAGCCUCAGUGCUGCGGAGCUCACCUGUGGGAUGAUCAUGUGCCUGGCCAGACAGAUUCCCCAGGCGACGGCUUCCAUGAAAGAUGGCAAAUGGGAACGGAAGAAGUUCAUGGGAACAGAGCUGAAUGGAAAGAUCCUAGGAAUUCUUGGCCUGGGCAGAAUUGGGAGAGAGGUGGCCACCCGAAUGCAAUCCUUUGGGAUGAAGACCAUAGGGUAUGACCCCAUCAUUUCGCCAGAGGUCUCGGCCUCCUUCGGUGUGCAGCAGGUGCCCUUGGAGGAGAUCUGGCCUCUCUGUGACUUUAUCACUGUGCACACACCUCUCCUGCCUUCCACCACAGGCCUGCUGAAUGACAGCACCUUUGCCCAGUGCAAGAAGGGGGUGCGUGUGGUGAACUGUGCUCGCGGAGGGAUUGUGGACGAAGGCGCCCUGCUCCGGGCCCUGCAGUCGGGUCGGUGUGCUGGAGCUGCACUGGACGUUUUCACAGAGGAGCCACCCCGGGACCGGGCCUUGGUGGACCACGAGAACGUCAUCAGCUGCCCCCACCUGGGCGCCAGCACCAAGGAGGCCCAGAGCCGCUGCGGGGAGGAGAUUGCCAUCCAGUUCGUGGACAUGGUGAAGGGGAAAUCUCUGACGGGAGUCGCCUUGGGAGAGAAGGAGUGUGGCUGGCAUGAUGGCAGGAUGCCCGAGGUAAACGCCCAGGCCCUUACCAGUGCCUUCUCUCCACACACCAAGCCUUGGAUUGGUCUGGCAGAAGCUCUUGGGGCACUGAUGCAAGCCUGGGCUGGGUCCCCCACAGGGACCAUCCAGGUGGUAACACAGGGAUUGUCCCUGAAGAACUCUGGGAGCUGCCUGACCCCCGCCGUCAUCGUUGGCCUCCUGAAGGAUGCUUCCCGUCAGACGGAGGUGAACCUGGUGAACGCCAAGCUGCUGGUGAAAGAGGCCGGCCUCAACGUAACCACUUCCCACAGCCCUGCUGCACCAGGGGAGCAGGGCUGCGGGGAAUGCCUCCUGACCGUGGCCCUGGCAGGUGCCCCCUACCAGGCUGUGGGCUGGGUCCAGGGCACCACGCCUGUGCUGCAGGCACUCAACGGAGCUGUCUUCAGACCAGAGGUGCCUCUCCACCGGGGCCUGCCCCUGCUCAUGUUCAGGACUCACCCCUCCAACCCUGCCAUGCUGCCGACCAUGAUUGACCUCCUGGCAGAGUCGGAGGUGCAGCUGCUGUCCUACCAGACCUCAAUGGUGUCAGAUGGGGAGACCUGGCACGUCAUGGGCAUCUCCUCCCUGCUGCCCAGCCUGGAGCCCUGGAAGCAGCACACGACCGAGGCUUUCCAGUUCCACUUCUAACCUUGGGCUCACUUGUCCCAGCCUCGUGGGAUUUUCUGAAGAAACACACCCACUGGGAGAGGAGAGCCACAUUCCUGGGGCUGACACUGCUUGUGUCUCAUCUGACCCCUGUCGUACAGCAAUAACCACCCAAUAAAGAGCCUACCCCGUA